Molecule: messenger RNA, 768 nt
Organism: Fusarium keratoplasticum
Lineage: Eukaryota; Fungi; Ascomycota; Sordariomycetes; Hypocreales; Nectriaceae
Exons: 4
Coding region: 1-768 (255 amino acids)
Source: RefSeq, a predicted model, not a curated record
AUGCCGCCCAAGACUAGAAAGAGAAAGGCAUCUGCUACUGAGAGCAACCACACGGAGGAUGUCGCUCCGAAGAAAACGACUCGGGCCCCGAGAAAGCCAACUGCAGGAACCGCAAAACAAGGAAGGAGCAAGAACGCGGCGAAUGGAGCAGAUGGAGGGAAACUCUUAGGCGACGGUGUCGGCACCUCCAAGAGACGCAAGAUUCUCGUCGGCGAUGCAAAGAAGCAGAUUCAGAACCGAGGAAACGACCUCAUCAAGUUCAUCAAUAAAGAAAUGAAGACGCGUCCACCGCAAGUCGAAAAGAACAUACUCAAGGAGGAGCUGUCUUCAGAACUCGGGCCUGUUCUGCCCUGGAUGAGCCCUUCGUCGGCGCCACAGAAGGAGAGCCCUCAAAGCCUUCCAAAUCUCAUGCUCAACACGCUCAACGAGCUUCAGAACACGGUUGAGGGCUACGAGAGGUUGGUCAAGAAAGACACCGGCAUCAAGGCGCCAACCUGGAUGCACUGGGAGCAGGACGCAAAGGACUUGAACAACUUGGGCCAGCAGGGGUUGAACAUGGCAUCCAAAAUCGUCAAUCAUGCCAUCAUGCCUGAUCUACACGCACUGCCAGCCAAACCCGCAGAGAACGCCAGCGACAUUGAGAAGCUGGCAUGGGAGCUCAUUGAGGAUGCUAUCCCGAAGAGGCCGGAGGAGACAUGGGGAAAGACGGCGCAAGAGCAGCUGAAGGCAUUUACAGGCGUCCUGAAGUUUCUCCCCACCACACAAUAG